Messenger RNA from Drosophila santomea, 2604 nucleotides. RefSeq names its product actin-related protein 2 (gene Arp2). Lineage: Eukaryota; Metazoa; Arthropoda; Insecta; Diptera; Drosophilidae. The record is from RefSeq and is a predicted model, not a curated record. Gene Ontology annotation, molecular function: actin filament binding. The transcript has 8 exons. Gene Ontology annotation, biological process: Arp2/3 complex-mediated actin nucleation. The coding region runs from base 314 to 1513 and encodes 399 amino acids. Gene Ontology annotation, cellular component: actin cortical patch; Arp2/3 protein complex.
UUUGUUCAACUCUAGAGAGUGAAGAGGAGUUUUUGUACAGCAGUAUAGCUAAAUUAUAAGUCUAAAAAGUCGGUAGCGGCAAACCGUUUGGCCAAACUAAAUAGCGAGUCCAAAUUGAGAGCUAAAUACCCAAUAAUCGGCCAACGGAGCGGCGAAAAACAGGCGCUGCAAGCAGUGAUAUAAAACCGAAUCACAACCAACACCCAAAAAGGCAACCUGGUCGCGUCAUCAGUGGAAGUGGAAAGGCAGUUGCCGCAGCAGAAGCAACGGGAGAAGCAGUGGUUUUCCAGCUCCGGUUUUGAGUCCUUCAAGCAUGGACAGCAAGGGUCGAAAUGUUAUCGUCUGUGAUAACGGCACUGGGUUCGUCAAGUGCGGAUAUGCCGGCAGCAAUUUUCCCACCCACAUUUUCCCCUCGAUGGUGGGACGACCCAUGAUUCGGGCGGUUAACAAAAUCGGCGAUAUCGAAGUCAAGGAUUUACAUGUCGAUGAUCUGAUGGUCGGCGAUGAGGCCUCACAGCUGCGAUCCCUGCUAGAGGUCUCCUAUCCGAUGGAGAACGGCGUGGUGCGCAACUGGGACGACAUGUGCCACGUGUGGGACUACACGUUCGGUCCCAAAAAGAUGGACAUCGAUCCGACGAAUACAAAAAUCCUGCUCACAGAGCCGCCCAUGAAUCCCACAAAGAAUCGCGAGAAGAUGAUUGAGGUGAUGUUCGAGAAAUACGGCUUCGAUUCCGCGUACAUUGCCAUCCAGGCCGUGCUGACGCUAUAUGCCCAGGGUCUGAUCUCCGGCGUGGUGAUCGAUUCUGGCGAUGGUGUGACGCAUAUAUGUCCCGUCUACGAGGAGUUUGCCCUGCCCCAUCUGACGCGUCGAUUGGACAUUGCCGGUCGGGAUAUCACUCGCUAUUUGAUUAAGUUACUGUUACUACGUGGCUACGCUUUCAAUCAUUCCGCCGACUUCGAAACGGUGCGCAUCAUGAAGGAGAAGCUCUGCUACAUCGGCUACGACAUCGAAAUGGAGCAGCGAUUGGCCCUGGAGACGACGGUGCUGGUGGAGUCAUACACGCUACCCGAUGGCCGUGUAAUCAAGGUCGGCGGCGAGAGAUUCGAGGCGCCAGAGGCACUAUUCCAGCCGCAUUUAAUCAACGUCGAGGGACCGGGCAUUGCGGAACUGGCCUUCAACACCAUUCAGGCGGCAGACAUCGACAUCCGGCCCGAACUCUACAAGCACAUAGUCCUGUCCGGCGGCUCCACCAUGUAUCCGGGUCUUCCCAGUCGGCUGGAGCGAGAGAUCAAGCAGCUGUACCUGGAGCGGGUACUCAAGAACGAUACGGAAAAGCUGGCGAAAUUCAAAAUACGCAUUGAGGAUCCACCGCGACGCAAGGACAUGGUCUUCAUCGGCGGCGCUGUUCUGGCGGAGGUGACGAAGGAUCGCGACGGCUUCUGGAUGUCCAAGCAGGAGUACCAGGAACAGGGUCUCAAAGUGUUGCAAAAGCUGCAGAAGAUCAGUCACUAGAAGAUCAGAAGAUCAGGCGAUGGCGGCGGAGUCAGUGUGUGUGAGCGGACCGUGAGAAAUAGGAUAAAAAAGUGAUACAUUUCUUUUCUCUAUUUUUUAUAAGUUGAAACUUUUCAGAUUUACGUGAUAUAUCUGUCUAUAUGUGUUUUUUUUUUUCAUUUUUGUGUGCCUGUGCGAGUGGGCGUGUCUGUUGAGCAGGAUUGGUCCACUUGUCCUUAGAUUACCAUAAAUCGCAGACAUGCCGUCACUGGUCGAUUCCCACGUACAAUAAAUUGUAAUAUUUCAUUGGCCGCGAGCCGAGCGCUAAAAGUGUAAUUCGAUAGUCGCCUAAUUUGUGUAACCACCUUGCAUUAGUAUGUUUAAUUGAUUAUGAUUACGUCUGAAAUUCAAAAUCCAAAAAUCCAAAAUUUCUUUGAUGAAUACAUAUAUAUAUAUAUAUACAUAUAUAAAUUCAAUGCACCCAAAAGAGUGCGGCGAUAUUUUUGUAAACGCAAAAUGUUUCAUUUCCAGCGAGUAUUUCACAUUAAGUAUUAACUAGGCCAAGUCUGCUUGUAGCAGCAAUUAAAAUCGUGUGUGUUUAAGACAGAGAAGGAAAUAUAUUACUAGAAAGUUGCAUAGCACAGAAGGAGAAAGCGCGAGUUCGGUCGGAGUCAUCCAGCUUUCGUUAACUAAAUACACUGAUUGAUUCACUCGACCUUAAACUAACCACAUCUGGCUCAUCUCCAACUAGAUAAAGAUAAUGAUAAAGGUACAGAUACAGCUAAAGAUACAGAUAUAGAUACAGAUAUAGAUACAGAUACAGAUACAGAUACAGAUAGCUGCUGCCCAAGAUGACGCAUUUACGUUGCCCCAUAAUCGAAAGUACCAUCAGCCGCAGUGUUUGAUUUGAUUUCAUUUCCCCAACUGCCUUCUCUAGUUAGUUGCAAUUUGAUGAUUGUUUUGGGGCAAAGCGGACGCAUUUGAAUAGUAUGCAUAUAUAGAUGUGUGAUCCAUAUAUAUCCCUAUAUGUAAAAUGAAUGUGGAAUGCCAAUUAUCUAAGUGAAUGCAAUAAACAUAAUUAUGUAUGAUGUAUACUGUAGUCUAAAGCUAAA